CCAUGAAGAGUGAAAAUGAAGGCAGUGAGAUUCCUCCCAGUUGAUGAGACUGUCUCUGUCUUUUUAGGUACGUCAGCGACUGGACCAGCUGCUGUGGUCGAGAAUGGCGACCAUGGAAUAGAAGGCACCAGGAAGGUGUCCCCAGGAAAGAUCAUGGAUGAAAAGAUGUCCUACAAGGAGUUUCUGGACCGCAAUGACUCAUGGACAAUGGACGACAGGGCCCAUUGCUUUGAUCCACAGCCAGCAUUUAAGCCCAUGGAUGUGACAGAGCCUUUUAAGAUGCACCGCGAAGAUGUCCUGUCCGACCUUCUGCUGCUUCCUCAGGAAAUGACGAAUGUGCCGCCUUUCGGGGAGUAUUUUGGACCUUCGCAAGAAGUCCAUGCACCUUACGGAAUUGCAGGGGCGCCUGAGCAGCCCCCUCUGGGACCCCAACAUCCUCCUGCAAACAUUUUUGACCCCAUGGCCUUCCUCGAUUCCGGGGCAGAGUCUCUGCUGAACCAGAACGAAACAGCACCUGCAGGAGAGACGGGGCUUCCUGAAGAUUUCUGGUUGAGACCUCAGCACUUAGCAGAGGGACAAGGAACACCUUUCUUUGAGCCGCCAGCACCCGGUAAGAUCCUGACGAACUUCCCAGGAUGCUCCGACACAAGUCUGGUAGACGUCACAGAGCCCAAUCCACCAGAGUCAAAGCAGUCUGCGCCAGCAGCUUCUCCUGCGGUCGAAGGUCAUGGGCCUGCCCCUGCAGUGGAAGAGCUGAUGGGGUUUGAACCGUCAUUUGACCAGAAAUCUCUUCCUCUCAAAGAAUCCCUGGCAGGCUCUCCAGAAGCGACGAAGGAGCAGAAAGCGAAGGCCGCAGACGCUACAGCUCCAGGUACUGGCGGUUUUCCUGUGCUGGGGAAACAGGAGGAGAGCUGGCCUUCCCCCACCCAGCACAAGGAGAAGGAAGAGACCAGCCAGUCCCAGAACGCAGAGGAGCUCGCAAGGAAGACUCCUCCCAGCCAGAAAGUGGACGACAGCCAGCCUUUCUUCAGCCAGUGGGGAGAGGAGAAGGAGGCAAGCGCAGCAACCAAGCCUCCCACCCAGAAAAUGGAGGAAACCAAGCCCCCUCUCAUUUUGCCCAUGGAGGAAAAGGAGAGGCAGCCCCCAAGCCCGAAAGUCGAAGAGCCAAAGGCUCCUCUUGCCCAACACACAGAGAAGGUCAGCGAGGGCCCGCAUGUGCAGGAGGGGGCAAGUAAAGCUGCUCCAGCCCCCAAAGCAGAAGAGCCCAAAGCUUCUCCCAGCCAGCACUUAGAGAAGAAAGCGGAAGAGAGCAAGAUCUCUCCCAACCAGCCCGCUGUGAGCCAAGAAGGGCCUAAGACGCCUUCUUCACCCCUCCAGCCCUGGGAGACCUUCCCUGCUCUGGAGAAGCUUGGGGAGAAGGACAAACAGCCUCCCAGCAAGCCUACUGAGAAGCCGGAGGAGAACAAGCAGCCGCUGUCGGUUCCACCUGUGGUGCCUCAUCCGGAGCCUGCAGCAGAGUCGAAAGAACCGGUACCCCCGAGAGAGUCCAAAGGAGACGCUAAGGAGCCCUUGGCUGCUGUGGUGGAAGUGGCCAAGCCAAAGGAAGCACCCGAAGCUCGCCCUGACCAUCCCGCGGAGCUGCCUCAGGGAAAGGCCGCCCUGGAACCUGCAGCAAAACCAGAAGAGAUAAAACCAGCCGCCGAGGUCACCACAGCGAACGACAUCGCGGCCCCUCCAAGCAAGGAGCUUCCGCCGAGCCCCGAUAAGAAAGCCAAGCCUUCAGCCUCCACUUCAGCAACAAAGCCUGCAGCAGCAGCAGCAGCAGCGAAAACCAAGGGCGCCCCCACUGCUGCCGCUGCCCCUGCCAAGCGGCCGGCGUCCACCGCUAUGCCAGGCCAAAACAAAAAAGCCACCAGCCCUACCGCAGCCACCACCCCUAAACGCCUGGCGACGAGCGCCGCACGACCCUCCUCCUUAACUCCUAAAGAGCCCAAACCGAAGGGGACAGACGCAAAGAGCCCUGAUAAGCGGACCUCCCCUUUGAAGCCCCCGUCCGCUACGACUCCUCGGCCGGCCGCAAAAAGCAGCCCAGCCACUCCCAGGCCGUCGACAGCACUUGCAAGUACGAAUGCGCAGAGCGCAAGGAGCACAGCCACUUCGCCACCCAAGAGGCCCUCCACCAUCAAGACAGACGCAAAACCUGCCGAUGCCAAGAAGACCGUCGCAAAAUCGCCAUCAGCCGACCUCAGCCGUCCAAAGAGCGCCCCGGCCUCCACCGCUGCCAAAAGCAGCGCCACCACCCCGACCGCUGCUGCCCCCGGCCUGCCCGGAGCAGCCGCUAGCCGGCCCAAGCCAGCCACGCCCAGGCUCUCGGGGACCGGGAGCUCUGCCGCCGAGCCCAAGAAGGCGUCCACGCUCAAAACCGCACCAAAAACCAGCCCCGUCGCCAAGCCUUCCCGGCCCCCCACCAGUAGCGUGUCUGCCCCCGACCUGAAGAACGUCCGCUCCAAGAUCGGCUCCACGGACAACAUCAAGCACCAGCCUGGCGGAGGACGGGCAAAAGUAGAAAGAAAGGCAGAGUCCGCCGGGGCUGCCCGAAAGCCCGAACUCAAUGCAGUAUCUAAAACGGCCCCCACUAAAACGGCUGUUUCAAAAGAGGGCGCCCCAAAGCAGCCCAAUGGGAAAGUCCAGAUAGUCUCCAAGAAAGCCAACUACAGCCACGUCCAGUCCAAGUGUGGGUCCAAGGACAAUAUUAAGCAUGUCCCUGGAGGUGGGAAUGUUCCAAAUACCCAAAGGCCGUCUUCGGGCGUCCACUCCCAGUCGGCCACCGCCCCCAGGCCCAGCCAGGGCAGUACCCAUGUGCAGAUCCUGAACAAGAAGAUCGACCUGUCUAAAGUGUCCUCAAAGUGCGGCUCAAAGGCAAACAUCAAGCAUAAGCCAGGCGGCGGAGACGUCAAGAUUGAAAACCAGAAGCUGAACUUCAAGGAGAAAGCCCAGGCCAAAGUGGGCUCUCUGGACAACGUGGGGCACGUGCCGGCUGGAGGCACCGUGAAGACCGAGGGGGGCGAGGAGGCAGCCCCGCAGAACGGAGCUGUGACCGCCCCCCCGCCAGGUGGCAGCCCCCCCACGCAGGAGAAUGGCGUAGGGCUGCCCACGCCCGCCCAGGGUGGCGGCGGCGGCGACCAAAGGGAAAUUCAGUGCUUCGACACUCACAUACAAGAAACAAAUUGAGUCCCACAAGCUGAUGUUCCGUGAGAAGGCCAAGGCCCGCACGGACCACGGGGCGGACCCCACAGCCUCCAACCACCCCCCUGUCUUCUCCGGCGGCACCUCCCCACGGCGCAGCACCUCGGUCAGCGAAAGCCUGGCCUCGGCCGCCUCCACCUCUCUGCAGCCGCCGCCACCGCCGCUGCCACGGCAGGCUCCCCUCGCGGAAGAGACGGCGGCCGCUCUUCCUCAGCAAGGCUUGUGACUCUGCCCCUUCCCGCAUUCCUCCUGCCCUCCUCCCGCUCGCGAGAAGCUCGUCUCCUUUGACCCGGAGCCUGGCUUUGUUUGGCCCUGGAAAGAUGGGCUGGCCUCCCUGCCCCACGGCAGGGGACCUCUCUGGAGCGUGCCAGGCUGCCCCAGAGAGCCUCCGUGGCGUCUGGUGGUUGGUUGGUGUCUCUGGGUGCAGAAAUGGGCUCCCCGGGGGUGUCCGAGUGUGCGUUGGAGUUGUUUUGAUUUCGUCCCGUCCUCCUUGGCUUGCUGUGUGGGGACUAGGGAGGGAACGCUGGUCUGCCCCACUCGUGGCGGAGCCCGAGACCCAGGCGGGAGUUAGCGGGACUCAGCUUUGCUGCCCUCUUUCCCCCUCCAGCAACCCAUUUCCACCUCCUUGCCCCCUCGCCCUGCGUCAUUUCGCGCUGCCUACUAUUUAAUGCUGGUCUAUAUAUUAUUAUUAUUCUCACACAUGAUAAUUUCACUCUCUUUUGGAACUCUUUUAACUCCUUAACCUCCUUCUCUCCCCCAGUCCCCCAACCCUCCUCCUCCUCCUCAUUGUGAUUUAAAAAAGUACAAUAAAGUGUUUGCCGAUUUCUGUCGCUUGUUACCGCAGGCGCACCGCGCUCCCUUCCCUUCCCCCCUUGCCCUUUGCCAUAGGAGAAUUAAAAAAAACGUUAACCGCUGCUGCAGUGCUGCUGGCUUCUUAUCGACAUAUCCAGCCAUUUUAACUGUGUUCUUUUUCUUUCGUUUUUUUUUUCUUCAUUUGUGUGUGGUGUUUAUUUUUUGUGUGUGCUUAAAAAGGAAAAGGAAAAAAACUUUGAAAUGAUGGAGCAAAAAAAGGCAUUGAGCCACAUUGGUUAAAAGUUCUUGAGGAUGCAUUGAGAGGAGGUUGUGGGUGGUAGAGGAAUGGCGUUCACUGAUCCCCUCCCAAAAAAAAAAAGGCACGAUGGGUUUGGCUCCGGGGUCUGUGCACCUUGGAGCUGGGGUGGAGUCUGGCAUCUAUAAGGAAGCUCGCCCCUGGGAGUGGGGCGUCCUGGCAGAGUUGGGGAGGGAGUGGUGUGGGGAGACUGCUUGACCGCUGCCCCACCACCCCCCAAAAUACCAAGAGGGUCAUGGGAAAGUGUUGAGGGUCUGACGAAAGGCAGCGUCUGCAUGGGGCUGGCUAGGUGAUCUGAAGGUGCCAAGGAGAGAAAGAGGCAGAGAUUGCUCUCCUUUGGAAGAAAAGACCCGUUUUUUCUUCUAGGGGUGGGUAUGGGUUGGAUGGGGCUUGUGGGGGGUGGGGAGUGUUGGCAACAAGAGUUUGAGCACCUUCGGCAAUUUUAUUAAUUUUUUUUUUUUUGCAUUGCAAAUGACACUAAAACGAAAUGUAAAUAAAACUUUGAAAAUGGUGUGUUGUGAGAGUCGUGGGGGAAUUCUGAAAGGAAGAGGGGGAAACCCAAACCGCAGGGAACAAAUAUUUGGGCGGUGGGGGGGGGGUUGUUUUGUAGGCAGACUUCUGCUGGGAGGCAGGCAGGAGAUGAUGGCUGUGGGAAGGAGGAGCGAUGAUAGCACAGCUCUCCCCCCCCCUUUAAUCUCUUGGUCACAGUGUGCUUUUCAGCAACACAGCAAACCCAGUGUCUGCAUUCACACACAAAAGACAUAUUGCACUUGUGGUUGUUGUUUUUAUAUAUAUAUAAAUAUAUAUAUAUAUAUAACUAUUAAAGGUUGCAUGGUUUCUAAUAAAAUGGCUUUUUAAAACCUUAGCGGGGUUUUUUUUUCUUCCCCCUUUUUGGCAUCAAAACGGUAUGCUGAAAUCUCAUGAAUCGCAUCUCCCUUCCCCUCCUUGGAAUACUAUAGAAACCUUUUGAGGAGGAAGUUGCAGGUUUUGCACCUAGAAAGGGGCCUGUCUGUGUUCAGAAAUAUAUGUAUGUGUGCUUGUGAUCCAUCUUGCCCACCUUCCAUCUCGGCCACGCCGAUUCCAAGUCUGCUUCCGAGUCUGUUGCAAAGCUUGCUGCACCUGCCCACCGGCUCUCCCGCCCUCCAGAUCUCAGGAAGCCCCCCACCCACGUUGUUACACGUUGCUGUGCAGCUUCCCCGCACGUUCCCAUCCGCCACCCCGGUACCACCACCUCCUCGUCCCUGUCCUGACAUUUCCCUGAGAGACCUUGUCGUGCCAACUCCAACCUUUUCUUUCAAACAGGCAAUGCAAGUGGUGGAAGCUGAAGACGGGGGUGUAAUAGGAGACACCCCCAAAUCUCCUCCGCUUUGAGGGCCAGGCCCUGUGGAAAGCCUCCUUCAAAUGGGUGGGGUAGCAAAAGCCCAGUGGUACCUCCCCACUUGCCCCGGCGAGGUUUGCGUAGGUGAACGUCUCAUCGAACUGGUUCCCCUGCUUAGAUUUUGGAUUCCUGGCUCCUCCGGGAAGGUUUUUUCCUGAGUCGGAGAGGCCUAUAAACAGUGGAACUGCUCGCCCCAGGAGCAAGACGCUGCCUUGCGCCGCUUUAGCAGCAUCCCUGGGCGGCAGCGUCUUCCUAGCGGAGCAGGUCCACUUGUGUGUGCGCGCGUUUUUGUGUUCCAGCCCUUUGAGAUCUCCACUUCCACCUGCCAUGCAUGGCUCCCUUCCCCUCCAGUCUACAUCCCUGCCCUGCGGCUGAUGACGUCUCCCGGUCUCUCGCCCAACCUCUAAACACCAACUUGGGUUUUCCACUCCGCUGACCUCCCCGCUGCCAGGCCAAGGGGGUGGUGAUGGCAGAAGGGGAGUGCUUGCUUAGGCGACCCCCUCGUCCGACAGGGAAACUUGUCCCUUGAAGCAAUAAGGACAGCCUGUGUGCUCGAAAAUGAGAGCUUCCUGGGCUACCGUAGAAAGGGAAGCAGUUGCCUCAUCCACCUCCUUCCCUACGAAGCUUGUGGGGCGCAUGCUUUAAAAACGAACGAAAAGAAGCUGAGACUCGCAGCUUCUUUCGCAGAAAAGUGUUUGGGGGCUGAGAUACUUCAGCAGGAAGCCCCGUUGUCUUGGCUUCCCUUUCCUCUGACCCCCAAGUUGAGGAGCAGUUGACUUUUGUUUGCCGGAGGGUCCUUCUCCUGUUUGCAACGAUGCCCAGAUGUCUUUCUCCUACGAUCCGUCGCUUGAGGACUCUCACUUGGGAAGUCAAAUAACAUUGCACUUUAUCUUCCGUGAUAGCGCAAAAAAAAAAAAAAGUGUCUUGUAAAGGGUUGUCGAUUCCUUCUUUGUUCCCGACCCGAAUCACUUUGAGGUGGUCGAUAUUAGCACCCGCCUGUCUUGAGAACAUGUGCAGGUUCCGGUUGCGCCCAGUUCUGCGGUGUGCGCGCACUCGUUCCCGCACAACACGCUCACUUAACACGUGUCGUGCCUGUGUUUUUAGCCUUAGACCCGGAGAGACGCUUAAAGACGAUUGCUACGGGGGUUUUUCUUAGUCCCCAGCUUUGGUUUCUAAUAAGGAUUUUUACAACAAUGCAAUUUUAGAUUUGAAAGUAGCUUGUAAAUACUGCAAUUCUGGGGCGGGGCAGGGUGGGUUGGGGAGAAAGGGCUUUCGUAGCCCAGCGCUGGUCUCCUUUUCCUCCCUCCUCUUGUUUUGGAGGGGCAGGAGCAGAUUUCAAUUGGGGGGGGGUUACGUAGGUAUUUUUUACAAAACGGAUCAUGAGAAGUAUUAGAGGCGGUGGCUGUUAGGCUAAGAAGCGAAAGCAAUAAAUGAGCCUCCCUUGCUCCCAGAGCUGUGUUUGAGAACUUGGCUUAGAUCUUGUCUCUGUUUGACCGUCAGAUUUCAGUGCAGCUGAGAAAUGUGGCCAUAGAUAUUUAUUUGGUAAGGGCGGUAUUUAUUUGGUAAGAUGCACCAGAACCAUGAGGCCCCAAUCCAUUGGGGUGGGACGUUCUCCUGCGGAAUCCCCAUUGGGAGAACGCCCUCGUGGAUCGUGGCCUCAUGCUAGCUAGUGUAGAGGGAGCUGCCAUCCAGUUUUUCCACCUAAGAGGCACAACCCUUGGAGGUCAUGUUUAGGUUUUCCUUCCCAGGGCAGCAAGUGGAAACUGCAGCUCUGCACGUCACAACCAGCCUCCCUCGUGAGUUGGCCAAUUUGCAGGACAGUGUUUGGCUUAGGGUGGACGAUCCAGGCGAUCCAUUUUGGCAGAGGCGAGGCGUAAACAGGCUUGAGGAAGGAGGAGGCAGAAGACACACCCGUGCACAUGUAGCUGUGUGACUCGCUCCCUAUUUGAGCUUUGGGCAGUUAACAACCAGGCCGAGAAUCCCAAGGUGCUCCAGAUCUUUGACUCCAACUCCCAUCGUCCUUUCCCAUUGGCCAUGCAGCCUGGGCGGGGUCAAUGGGAGUUGGAGUCCAUCUGCAGUUGGAGGACACCUCUUUUCCACCUGUGGUUUACAGAAACCGUAGGUCUGUGUUCUUUCCAUCGGGGAUCAGAGUUCCACAGAACCUUGGAAGUUUUGUGUUGUUGGGCAAGGUCGUCCGUGUUGGGCAUCAUUCCCGGAAAAUGAGGCUUGAGCUUGGAUGGUGGAACGAACAAUGGCACUGGUUAGAUAUAAGAAUGCAACUUGGGUGUGCAGUUUUUUUAACCUGGAGGUGAAUUGUAGUUUUGCGGCGUCCUUUUAGGGGGUGGUUUUCCCUCUUGCUUUCCUUGGAGUUCCUCAGAAAGAAGAUGAGGCUUCGCGGGAUAGCUUCUCCAUGACUUUCCCUCUUCCCUUGCACUAUGCUGUUAAGAUAGAAUAUUGAGUGUGUUAUUGAUCAUUCCAUUCAAUGGUGAGGCCCACAGGCCUGGCCAGUUGCACACUAAACGGCAACCCCAGCCUCAUCUCCACUGGGGAUGGGGAGCCCGUGGCGCUCUAGGUUUUGUUUGGCUCCCAGCUCCCCUCAGCCUGAGCUUGAGGAUUACAAAUGCAGCCCAGAAACAACCGAAGAGAUCCCUCAUGCCUAAUCUGCAGCGACACGUAUUCGGUGUGAGGGUGCCCUGGUUGGACCGAGGGGAAGGGAAGCGCAGUUCCUGGUGUUUUGAAAAUGCACUUUGCUUUUAGGGAAUUGCUUGAUGAACAGGGAAGGGAAUCAAGAAGCUUCUCAAGACAGCCCCUUUGCUUGGGCAGCGAGCCAGGCCCUCCCCCAAGGAAGCCAGGAGAUUAGCCAGCUGGUCGGGUGGUGGAUUAGGAGGCAGGUGGUUCAGGUAGCCAUCAGCUGGUCCCCAUUGGAUUAGGAGAGGUUCUGCUCUUCGCAAGAGGCACAGGGGCACUCUUAGCCCAGGAAACACCUUGUUUUGAACGGUCAGGGUGGAACAGGCUGGUGAAGAAAGCGUGUGGCAUAGAAGCUCGGAGGCGAGGGGCUUGCUGCCUUUCAGCUGGCAUGGGGUGUGGGGUCCUGCCGUCUUGGGUGAUGCGCUUGUGGCUGCAUCCUCUUGGGCAGAAAUGUGGCCACAGACGUGGGUUUCAGCGCCGUAGUGUCACAUAUCAGUGGUACGCACAAAACAGCAGGAAUUGGGUUAUCUGCUGCCAAGCAGAGAUGGGUCUGGAUCAAGAGGCCUGGGUGAGAGGCUGUAUGGGGCUCUGGCGGCAACCUGGACGCCUCUCUGCCAGCCCAGGGUAAUUCUUCGCCUUCCUUGCAGACGACUUGAGGGUAAAGACAGCUGUAGGCUUUUAAGAGCUGUCAGAGUGGGCCCUUAACCCAUUAGGCAUCCAUCUGUGUCUUGCUCUAGCCUUGCACAUCAAGCCAGCCUCAUCACCACUAUUAUUAUUAUUAUUAUUAUUAUUAUUAUUAUUAUUAUUAUUAUUAAAAGCAGCACGCUCAUGUUAAUUUCCAUCCUUUGCCUUACCUCCUCCAAAAUAUGAUCUACAAGCAUUCUUAAAACAGUUGCAAAACUACAUGACGGGGUGGAAGCGGUUGUUGAUGUCACAGCAGCUAGCCAGUAGGUGCUCUGCACAAGUCUAUCCUCUCCCCCCCACCAGCUCUUUUCACGCAGAGUUACUUGGAAAACCUGCAGACUGUUUUGGUCCGGAAAGAGAAACUGUUUUGAUUUGCAGAGCAGCGGGGGACACCAUCAAUAUGCCUCCCUCGCUCUUAAAACGAACACCUGUCUUUACCCUGAAUGUACUUUUCGCCACUUGGGCUACUGUAUGACAGAGUACCUUGCAAGUGGCAUUUCUGAUUUGUCUGGCAUUUCUGAUUCCCUUCCAUUGUGGGGCGGACAGGCUCAGGAAAGCCAUGCACACACCCAACUGUAUCAGGGCUGGCCAGAGGGACGAAGGAUGCUGGCUGAAGUUUUGGCAUGCCGGGGUGUUUACAUUCGCCAAGGAGGCUCUGGGAAAUAAAAAGUACCGAUUCCCUUGUGGCUGUACUUGGACAGGGUGGGGCUGCAGCUCAACGCCGAGUGGUUAAACCGAAUAAAACGCCGUGAACUCUCCGCUUUGCUUGUAAAGAUUCUUAUAGUUUUAUCAUAGCCGCCCCCAACCUGGGGCGCACCAGCAGGUUUGAACUACAACUCCCAACAGGCCCUGUUGGGAGUUGUAGUUCAAACCUGCUGGAGCGCCCCAGGUUGGGGAAGCCAUGGCAGAAUGGAGAACUGCAACAGCCGCUCAGUUAGCUGGAGAACGAAAGGGGGUGUCCUCUUCGUAACGGCCAGGAUGCGCUGCUUGAAGCCCCUUCUCGGGGUGGUGGUGACGUCAGGAAAAGGCAGAGCGGCUGCUGGCCUGUUUCCUACGAGGGCUUGCGGGAACUCAAGAGAGCAGGUGCCAUUGCUCUCCCGCCUCUGAACAGUAUCGGGAGAUCAAUCGAGCUUCCAUCCCCUGCAGUCUCUUACGAGCACCAUCCGGAUUAAGAAACACCCCUUCCUCUCCCCUCGCUUUGGCGAGUCUCGGUCUACGUCGGCGGCAGUACAGAAAGGGCAAGAGGGUAGAUGGAAGCGGUUAGGUUAUCUGUGCCACUACAGCGGGUGAUUUGCCCAUCUCGAAUGAGCAGGAACGAGCACCGGCCUUGCAAAGGGAGGCAGAGAGAUUGGGGCGGCCUUGGCGAAAAUGCCUGCCUUGUGUGUGUGUGUGCGCAAAAAUCAAUGCUGUAGCCGUAGGACAGCCUUCGCCAAGCUGGUGCCCUCCCGGCUGGCUUGUGGACUGCUGGGAGUUAUUGCUGGGGCGCCUCCUUGGCGAAGGGCCAGAGCCAUCUCGCACGACUUCGCUCGGUGCGGCUGUGCAACCAGAAGGAUGCGCCACUCCUGGCCGUGGCUGUGCAGCGAGGUAGAGUUACGCAGGUGUUCCCACAAUAGCCUAGCCGGGUGGUGCUGGGGCGAGGGAGGGAGGGAGGGAAGGGGUGUGUUAAGAGAAUGCAUGGGUGCGAUGGCGCCUGGAACGCAGGAGAGAGGUGGUUGGACAAACCUGUCCGGGUGGGAGCUCAGAGGGCCCUGCUGUCACGACGGCAGGAUCUUAAAACCCCUUUGCUUCUGUUUACCUUCCUCUCCUGUCCUCGGACUUGUAAUAGUUACUGACUGUCUCCGUUUUUAAAAGCAGCUGUUUCCGGAUUUGAUGUUGUGAUUCUUACCUAUUGUAAAGGGUUUAAAUAAAGCUUCUAGAUGUUCAACCUUG
Podarcis muralis (Common wall lizard) is the source of this 11033-nucleotide messenger RNA. The record is from RefSeq and is a predicted model, not a curated record. Lineage: Eukaryota; Metazoa; Chordata; Lepidosauria; Squamata; Lacertidae.